CUCGCCAUCUCCACAGUGUGCUCUUCUUCUUGAAAAAAAUUUAAUUACAUAGAACAUUACCGACUGACACGUAGUGUUAACGGCUAUGGCGUCGCACCCACUGAACCAUGUGAAGCGAGAAGUAGAGUCCAGCCCCACAACCACUGCAACCAUGUUGGAAGUUGCCGUUGUGAAAGUGGAAACAAAGGUAGGAUGCGCAUCUGCAACGACACCUCCCCCUCAUCCUACACCUGGCGGCAGUACGAAUCCUCAGCCUCCCGCUGGAAUGAGCACGUCAACCGCACCGACAAGUGGGGGAGUGCAGGCCCGACCGGCAGAUUCCAAUGGGGAGAUCGAGUUGACCUUCGCCAUGGUGGCGUUCUCCGAUCAAUCAGACACGCUGUUCUUUCAUCCGAAAGGACGUCGACUCUUCCUAGGAUUUCAAACGCUACCGAAUGCACAAGUGUGGCUGCGUCACGAGGGCGACACAAUCCCCCGAGGCAGAGGGGUGUACCUUCAUGGACGAAUGUCAAUCACGUCCAUUGAUGAGAAUACAGAAGAUGAACCAUUCACAAUUUUCUUACGUGUGAAAAAUAGUCGUCGGUCUAAGAAGGAGUUUUUAUUCCAAUUUGAAACCCACGAACUUGCCAAACGGGCUCUUAACCUCUUUAAAAAGCUCCGUGCACAAGACCCGCGGUCUGCCGACAAUUAGAUAAGUUUACGUUGCCCGUCGGGAUGAAAUACUUCAAAGUUCGGCUUUUGGAUUAAAUAAAUACGUAAACUAAUAUUAAUUAUUUGUUCCAUUUGAAUCAGAAUUUCGGGUUAAUUAAGUGAAUACAAUUGUGUAAGCAUGUGUAUCGUAGAAAAUUAUUUUUCAA
Molecule: messenger RNA, 857 nt
Organism: Folsomia candida
Lineage: Eukaryota; Metazoa; Arthropoda; Collembola; Entomobryomorpha; Isotomidae
Exons: 2
Coding region: 86-691 (201 amino acids)
Source: RefSeq, a predicted model, not a curated record